Molecule: messenger RNA, 1551 nt
Organism: Anopheles bellator
Lineage: Eukaryota; Metazoa; Arthropoda; Insecta; Diptera; Culicidae
Exons: 2
Coding region: 92-1525 (477 amino acids)
Molecular function (GO): protein binding
Source: RefSeq, a predicted model, not a curated record
UGCCACAGGGCCUAGGGAGAGCUGGGCCCGCCGAAGGAUCGCCAGUUUGUGGCUGGCUGUGGCGCGGAACCGCAGCAACGAUCGCAGCGCAAUGUUACUACGCUACUCCUUCCUGUGCUGCUGUCUGGUGGUGUCGUUUGUACGGCCACAGACCACUCCAGAAAUUGCACUCAAGUGCGCAUCGGCGUCGUCCCUGGCGUGCAUAAUCAACGGUUUGCACUUUGACGACCCGAGCCAGGAAUUGACGCUACAGGAUGCCAGUGGUCGAAAGUAUCUCGCCAUCAAAGCUGGAACCAUCAAGGCGUUCCGCACGAAGCACUGCGACCGGUUCCGUACGUUCGAGAAGGUGACGAUCGGUCGGACCGGUCUGGAGGAGCUGUGCAUCGCCCGUGAGUUCGUGCAGGUGUUGGCCGAAAACAACCACCUGCACACGAUCCACCCGGACACCAUCGAUGGAAAGGACUACAAACUUCAGACACUGAAGUUGUCCAAUAAUCGGCUCAAGAGUGUCGCAGAUCUGUGCGCCUUUCACAACCUGCGGGAGCUCCACCUGGAGCACAACCUGCUGUCCACCCUGGAGAUGGAAUGCUUUGCCAGCAUGGCCCAGCUCGAGCGGCUCCUUCUGGCCGGCAACCGUAUCAACCAUGUGAAUUCUCCCCCCUCUCUGUCGCUCCCCGUCCUAACCGAGCUGGGUCUGCAGAACAACACGCUGACCGUGCUGAAGGUGGCCGGUUGGAGUAUGGAAUCGCUGGCCCAGCUCCAGCUAGCCUCCAACAACCUGACGCGUGUCGAAGGCUUAGACGGGCUGACGGAGUUGAGCAGCGUGUCCCUGGCUGGCAACGAUUGGCAGUGUGCAGCGCUCGGGUCCAUGCUGACCGUGUUGCGGACGAACGAGGUCCGGAUUGCGGAUAGUGACGCGAACUGCGAGGGCAUCGGCGACACCAGCAUCUGCUGCCAGGUGCAAGAGUCCGCCACUGCCGAGGGUGAGCUUUUCGAUGAGCUCAAGAAGUACGAUACGCUUGAGGGCAAGUACAUGGCCAAGACCAGAGAGCUAGAGGACCGCUGCAAACAAAUCGAGGCCAACCUCAGCAAGCGACUGCGCGAGGUCCAGCAGAGCAUCGCGAAGGGACCGGAAGAGUGUAACGUUUCGUCGGAGGUGGAGUCCUCGGGCGACGAACCACUAGAGACGGGUUCGGGAAUGGAACCGGAUCAGCCAAGCGGGAAAGCCACAGCAACUUGCGUCAGGGUAGCGCCCGCAGCGUCAGCUCCGGCCGCACCGUACACUGACUGCACGGAGGACCUGAAGCAGUUGCAGGACGACAUGCGGAAAAUGCGGGAUCAGUUCGAACGCACGCGGAAAGCGAUGGAUUUCACCCAACGGGAUCUGUCGCUGCACACGAAAGUAAUCCGGCACGAGAUGCGGACCGCCGUCAAGCGCGGUGCGGACAAGUUGCGGGACGUCCAGGCCAGGCUGUCGAUGUUUAGGGCCCACGUGAACGACAAGUGUUCCACAAUAAAGAAGUAGAGUCCGAGCGAUCGGUGUAGCUGAUA